AUGGCUUCAAGGACCGAAGAGCAGCUCUACUCUGAACAAGAAGCCUUUCGCCGCCCUCGCUACACGUUCCCCGACCUGGACGGCGGAGAACCGGAGCCGGGCUUCGGCGACGAGAAGCGUCACAACGCGGCCAGCAGACCGGCGCCAUUUUCAGCUUUCCAGUCGAUUCGCCGGCAGACUUCGGGCGGGCUGUCGUACGCCAAGUAUCUGUGCAUGCAAAAGGAGUACCGAUGCCUGCCUGACCGAGUGCUCAGCCAUGCCGUCAUUAUCCGCAUGCACGAGCUGGUAGCGACGCUCAUCGGCUACCACAAUGACUUCAUCUGGCUGCUCAAGGAGCUUGCGCGGAAAUGGGACGUGGCCAAACCUCGAUCUCACCGUCCAACACGAGCUCGGACUGGACUUGAAAGAGGUCCACUGGAAGGCACUCGAGAUCCGCGACUCGCAUCUUGCAGAGCUUGUCAAGUUGCAACAUAA
Molecule: messenger RNA, 474 nt
Organism: Hirsutella rhossiliensis
Lineage: Eukaryota; Fungi; Ascomycota; Sordariomycetes; Hypocreales; Ophiocordycipitaceae
Exons: 2
Coding region: 1-474 (157 amino acids)
Source: RefSeq, a predicted model, not a curated record